This is a messenger RNA of Octopus bimaculoides (California two-spot octopus), 1065 nucleotides long. Its product is annotated as serine/threonine-protein kinase VRK1 pseudogene. The record is from RefSeq and is a predicted model, not a curated record. Lineage: Eukaryota; Metazoa; Mollusca; Cephalopoda; Octopoda; Octopodidae.
AUGAAGAAGGUUCACGUGGCAAAAGGAUACAGACAUGCAACAGAAUUUCCAGCAAGUGAGAUCUUAGAGUCUGUUGAUAGAAGGAGAUAUUCCAUUAUAAAAAAGAUUGGUUUCGGCGGUUUUGGUUUAAUUUACACAGCUAGACAAGUUGCUUCUUCACAGGCCAAAGAAUGUGUUGCUAAAGUCGAACCCAUUGGUAACGGCCCACUCUUUAAUGAAUUCCAUGCUUUACAGACGAUUGCCAGACCAAAUAUUAUACAAGAUUAUCUAAAAGGUAAACGUUUGGCUCAUCUUGCCAUACCGGAAUUCAUAGCAAACGGCAUACAUGAAUAUAAAGACAAGGACUAUCGAUUCAUAAUUAUACCUAAAUACGGUAAAAAUCUCCAGACAUUUUUGGAAGAAAAUGGAUCUAAUCUCGACGAAUCUACAGUUUAUUGUGUUGCCAAACAAAUGAUAGAUGCUUUAGAGUGUAUCCACCACCAUGGCUACGUCCACGCCGACCUGAAAGCCGGUAAUAUAUUAUUUGCUGCAGAUAGUAAUAAAAUAGAUAAGGUAUAUCUGAUAGACUAUGGUCUGGCUGCGAAGAUAUUUCUAAAUGGCAAACACAAGGUGUAUAAACCAGAGAAGAAGAAAGCUCAUAAUGGAACGUUGUUAUAUACGAGUCUGGAUGCUCAUGAAGGUGCUGAUCCAUCUCGAAGAGGAGAUUUCCAAAUUUUGGGAUUCUGUAUGUAUGAAUGGCUUACAGGGAGUUUACCUUGGGAGAAAUACUUGGAAAAUAAAGAACAAGUGAAACAUGAGAAGGAAGUGCUAUUAAAGAAUCUUUCAAAAAUUCCAUUUGAAACUUUAAAAACUUACUUCAAAACUAUUGAAAAACUAAAAUACGACGAAGAACCAGACUAUGAAAAGUUACGACGAAUAUUCCAGGAUGCAAAAUAUGACAAAAGGCCCAAACCGGUCGUUAAAGGGACCGGGAAAUUGUCUGCAAGAAAGAGAAAACUUAGAAGUUCGGUUCAGGAAUCACGACACAGAAGAGGGUCCACCACAGAAGAAAAAACGAACUUGUAA